Molecule: messenger RNA, 903 nt
Organism: Gongylonema pulchrum
Lineage: Eukaryota; Metazoa; Nematoda; Chromadorea; Rhabditida; Gongylonematidae
Source: the annotation of a GenBank genome assembly
UAUUUGUUUUUUGCUGAUUGGAUUGAUUCACUAACAGUGGGAGCGAAUGGAAUAGCACUGAAGGCAAAGAUUGAACGGUCAAAACUAGAUGGCAGCGAGCGGAAACAGCUGAUCAGCCGCAGUAUCCACUGGCCGAACGGACUGGCACUCGAUUACGCAAACGAAUGGUUGUAUUGGUGCGAUGCUUACUACGACAAAAUUGAACGCGUCAGAUUCAAUGGUGCCGAACGACAAGUAAUUUUGCAAGGCAGAGCGUUGAACCAUCCGUACGGACUAGCAUUUCACGAGACAUUUCUGUUUUGGAGUGAAUUUUCGGAAUCGCGGAUAAAUCGUCUGGAAGUAAACAGGAGUGGUGCGGUCGGUGUUCCUAUUACCGUUUUCACUGACUAUUCGCCGCUUUUCGAACUUCACAUCUAUGAUUCGAACACACAGCUGCCAAGUUCACCGUGUUCGUACGAGAAUGCCGGCUGUUCGCAGUUUUGCUUCUCAACUGGCUGCAAUGGUUCCAUUGGUUGUCAGCCCUUCCAGUGUUCUUGCGCUGAUGGCUUUCAUGUUGAUCCUAGCAAUUCGAAACUAUGCAUUGAGGAAGAACCGAAGGGCAAUGUAUCUUCCCGCUGCAGUGUCAUGGAAUUCGAAUGUAGACGUAAUCGAAAAUGUAUAUCACACUCGUAUCUCUGUGAUGGCGACGACGAUUGCGGUGACGGUAGUGAUGAAGCGCUGGAGGCAUGCGCUGAUUUCAAAUGCCCGAAUCCGGAGCAGUUCAAAUGUAGCUCGAAUCAGUGCAUUGAAAAAGUCUGGGUUUGUGAUGGUGAAGCCGAUUGCACCGGCGCUGAUGAUGAAGAUCCACAGCUUUGCAAAGGUGCCAUCUAUGUCUUAUCUUAUUCACUGCUCAGCAAUUUUUAA